AUAAAUGUUCAUCUUUGUAGAUCGGAAUGUGAGAAGUUUAACAUUGACCCGGACAUGUCGGAGGCUUGGAGCGAAGCCGAACUAAUUAAGACGGGUCUCACGACUCUUUGGACUCCCUUCGAACAAUAUAACGAAGAGUACGAGUCUCUCGCCGGACAGAAGUGGAUCGUGGUCCAGAGGAAGCUUCACCAGCUCGAUGACUUCGUGUCCAAGUGGGAAGGAGUGUUGGAACCGUUCACCUCCGUCACUUUAGUCAUCAAGAGAGAACUCGACAAGUACUCGGAACUAACGAUUGCUUUGAAAUAUCUGCGUGGAUCUGACUUCACGGAGAAACAUUGGCGAGAGGUGUUCGGCCUGCUGGGGAUGGAGUACGUUCCGGUCGAGGAGCUCACCCUGGGACGACUGCUGGCGGCGGGGCAGGACAUCAAGAAACAGAUGAAGACGCUCCAGAAAAUAAAUUCAUCGGCGUCGUCGGAGGCUGCCGUCCGAAAUGCCCUCAUCGAGUUAGAGUUGUGGUACGAGGGGGCGAGACUCACCAUAGAGUAUUACACCGACAGGGCCAAGAAAGACACGCCGCUCGUCAGAGACUACAAGGAACUGAUAGAAAAGGUAGAGGAGCAGCAGUGGGUGGUGGCGGGGCUGGGGGGCCGGGGGCAGGCAGCCGGCUGGGAGGGGACGCUGGCAGACGCGAGGGGGCUCCUCGAAGCGGCGCGGAGGGCCCAGCGCAGGUCGUACUUAAAGAUCGACGAGCCGGUUCAUGUUCAACAGCGGAUGUGUGGACGGAAGACAGGCGGCUGCUGGACGAACGGGCGGAGGGAGCGAGGAGCGAUGGUGUAUGAUGCAGGGACGAGGAGGAAGGAGGAGGCAGCCGACACGGUGGAACAGAUGUGUGCUAAUGAUUUUAUAGCGAACAGGCACAAAUAA
Danaus plexippus (monarch butterfly) is the source of this 924-nucleotide messenger RNA. RefSeq names its product cytoplasmic dynein 2 heavy chain 1-like. NCBI's taxonomy places the organism in Eukaryota, Metazoa, Arthropoda, Insecta, Lepidoptera, Nymphalidae. The transcript has 7 exons. Bases 55 to 924 code for a protein of 289 amino acids. Gene Ontology annotation, biological process: microtubule-based movement. Gene Ontology annotation, molecular function: minus-end-directed microtubule motor activity; dynein light intermediate chain binding; dynein intermediate chain binding. Gene Ontology annotation, cellular component: dynein complex. The record is from RefSeq and is a predicted model, not a curated record.